UUGGACUACCAGCGCAUGUACGGCACCCGCUGCAAUGGCUGUGGGGAGUUUGUGGAAGGUGAAGUAGUGACAGCUCUGGGAAAAACUUACCAUCCAAGCUGCUUUGCCUGUACUGUCUGCAAGCGUCCAUUUCCACCAGGAGAUCGAGUUACCUUUAAUGGAAGGGACUGUCUCUGUCAGAUGUGUGCUCAGCCGAUGUGCUCCAGCCCAAGAGAACUGUCUGCCUCAAGCAAUUGCGCUGGCUGUGGAAGAGACAUCAAAAAUGGACAAGCAUUGCUAGCCCUGGACAAGCAGUGGCACCUGGGGUGCUUUAAGUGCAAGGCCUGUGGGAAGGUCUUAACCGGGGAAUACAUCAGCAAAGAUGGUGCUCCUUACUGUGAAAAGGACUACCAAGUUCUUUUUGGAGUCAAGUGUGAAGCAUGUCACCAGUUCAUUACUGGGAAAGUUCUAGAGGCAGGUGACAAGCAUUAUCAUCCAAGCUGUGCACGAUGCAGCAGAUGCAACCAAAUGUUCACAGAAGGGGAAGAAAUGUAUCUGCAAGGUUCCACUGUCUGGCAUCCCGACUGUAAGCAAUCCACUAAGACUGAAGAGAAGCUCCGGCCUACAAGAACAUCAUCAGAAAGCAUUUAUUCCAGACCAGGUUCCAGUAUACCUGGCUCUCCAGGCCACACUAUCUAUGCAAAAGUAGACAAUGAAAUCCUUGAUUACAAGGAUUUAGCAGCCAUUCCCAAAGUCAAGGCCAUUUAUGACAUUGAACGUCCAGACCUAAUUACUUAUGAGCCAUUCUACACCUCCGCCUACGAGGACAGACAGGAGAGACAGAGUCUUGGAGAGUCUCCAAGGACAUUAUCACCUACCCCUUCUGCAGAAGGCUACCAGGACGUCCGGGACCGCAUGAUUCACAGGUCUACCAGCCAGGGCUCUAUAAACUCCCCCGUGUACAGCCGGCACAGCUACACCCCCACCAUGUCACGUUCCCCCCAGCAUUUCCACAGACCUGGCAAUGAGCCGUCCAGCGGUCGGAACUCCCCUGUCCCCUAUCGGCCUGACAGUCGCCCUCUCACUCCAACUUACGCUCAGGCCCCUAAACAUUUCCAUGUUCCAGAUCAAGGUGUCAACAUUUACAGGAAACCGCCCAUCUACAAACAACACGAUGCAGCUGCCUUGGCAGCACAGAGCAAGUCCUCCGAGGAUAUCAUCAAGUCCUCCAAGUUCCCAGCAGCUCAUGCACCAGCACCCAACGAGAUACCAAAGAUUGAGACUGACCACUGGCCAGGCCCUCCCUCCCUGGCUGCCAUAGGAGCUGACAUGAGACGCAGAUCAAGUGGAAGGGAGGAAGAUGAUGAGGAGCUGCAGAGACGCCGGCAGCUGCAGGAGGAGCAGCUCAUGAAGCUCAACUCUGGUCUGGGACAGUUAAUAUUGAAGGAGGAGAUGGAAAAGGAGAGUCGCGGUAGGUCAGCCCUUUCUGCCAGUCGUUACGAUUCUCCAGGUAAUUCAUGGAGGCAUAUUUCUACCUCCAAAACCUCUUCUCUCCCUGGCUAUGGAAAAAAUGGACUUCACAGGCCGGUCUCUACGGAUUUUGGUCAGUACAACAGUUAUGGGGAUGUGAGUGGUGCUGUUAGAGAUUUCCAGUCCCUCCCGGAUGGUGUUGUCCCUGGAAUGAGAAUGGACAGAGGAGUAUCUAUGCCUAACAUGUUGGAGCCAAAGAUUUUUCCAUAUGAAAUACUCAUGGUGACCAACAGAGGGCGAAAUAAAAUACUAAAAGAUGUAGACAGAACCAGGCUGGAGCGCCACUUAGCACCUGAAGUUUUUCAAGAAAUAUUUGGCAUGACGAUACAGGAGUUUGACAAGUUACCUCUCUGGAGACGCAACGACAUGAAGAAAAAAGCAAAACUCUUUUAAUCUCCCUUUAAACAAACCAACCACAAAUGAUGUAUAGAAUAUUGUAUCACACAGUCCAAACUGUGUGGAAGCAACUACUUACCCACCAAAAAGGGAAAAUCAACAUUGUGGCACCUCUGCAGUUGAACAAGAUGAACAUUUGCCCUCCUGGAAUGCAGGGAGAAAAUAUCUGGGUUCAGAAACAGCAAUGACAAUUUUCAGAGGUGUCAACCUAUUACCUGGUAUUAUACAAGAUAGAAAACUGUUCUGUUCUUCUCCCUCAAUGAUAUUCCCUUUACUUCUCUCCACAAUACGAUGGACUUAAUUGCUAGAGCCAGGAAGUGCCCUUAGGAUGCCUUGCAGACUAAAGUAGUUGUAACCACUCCAAGAACUGGAAGAGAAUAUAUACAUAUAUAGAUAUAUAUAUAUAUAUAUGUAUGCGUGUUUGCCUGUGUGUGCACAUGUAUUUGUAUCUCUCCAUCUAUCUCUGUGUGUGUAUGUGUGUAUAUAUGUGUGUAAAUAUGGAGAGGGACAUAGAUAGGUCUAUAGUGAAGGAGAAGCCCCUUGUAACUU
Messenger RNA from Cinclus cinclus, 2454 nucleotides. RefSeq names its product actin binding LIM protein 1 (gene ABLIM1). NCBI's taxonomy places the organism in Eukaryota, Metazoa, Chordata, Aves, Passeriformes, Cinclidae. Gene Ontology annotation, biological process: cilium assembly; cytoskeleton organization; lamellipodium assembly. Gene Ontology annotation, cellular component: actin cytoskeleton; stress fiber. Gene Ontology annotation, molecular function: actin filament binding. The record is from RefSeq and is a predicted model, not a curated record. Bases 16 to 1902 code for a protein of 628 amino acids. The transcript has 22 exons.